Molecule: messenger RNA, 1340 nt
Organism: Brassica oleracea var. oleracea
Lineage: Eukaryota; Viridiplantae; Streptophyta; Magnoliopsida; Brassicales; Brassicaceae
Product: mitogen-activated protein kinase 2
Exons: 2
Coding region: 1-1113 (370 amino acids)
Biological process (GO): protein phosphorylation; intracellular signal transduction
Cellular component (GO): cytoplasm; nucleus
Molecular function (GO): MAP kinase activity; ATP binding
Source: RefSeq, a predicted model, not a curated record
AUGGCGACUCCGGUUGAUCCACCAAAUGGAGUUAGGAACCAAGGGAAGCAUUACUUCUCUAUGUGGCAAACACUCUUCGAGAUCGACACCAAAUACGUUCCCAUCAAACCCAUAGGCCGUGGCGCGUACGGUGUUGUCUGCUCUUCCGUUAACAGAGAGACUAACGAGAGAGUAGCGAUCAAGAAGAUCCACAAUGUGUUUCAGAACAGGAUCGAUGCGUUGAGGACACUUCGUGAACUCAAGCUACUACGUCAUCUUCGACAUGACAAUGUGAUUGCUCUUAAAGAUGUAAUGAUGGCUAAUCAUAAAAGAACCUUUAAAGAUGUGUAUCUUGUUUACGAGCUCAUGGACACUGAUCUUCACCAGAUUAUCAAGUCUUCUCAAGUGUUGAGUAAUGACCAUUGCCAAUACUUCUUGUUCCAGCUGCUUCGAGGGCUGAAGUAUAUUCAUUCAGCCGACAUUCUCCAUCGAGAUUUGAAACCAGGUAACCUCCUCGUGAACGCAAACUGCGACUUAAAGAUAUGUGACUUUGGUUUAGCGCGCACGAGCAACACCAAAGGUCAGUUCAUGACUGAGUAUGUUGUGACUCGAUGGUACCGAGCACCAGAGCUUCUCCUCUGCUGUGACAACUACGGAACCUCCAUCGAUGUCUGGUCGGUGGGAUGCAUAUUCGCCGAGCUUCUUGGAAGAAAACCGAUAUUCCCGGGGACAGAAUGUCUUAACCAGAUUAAGCUCAUCAUUAACAUUUUGGGGAGCCAGAGAGAGGAAGAUCUCGAGUUUAUCGAUAACCCAAAAGCCAAAAGAUACAUAGAGUCUCUCCCUUACUCACCGGGGAUAUCAUUCUCUCGUCUUUACUCGAAUGCGCAUGUUCUAGCCAUUGAUCUGCUUCAGAAGAUGCUCGUUCUUGACCCUUCCAAGAGGAUUAGUGUUGCGGAAGCGCUUCAGCAUCCGUACAUGGCGCCUUUGUACGACCCAAAUGCCAAUCCUCCUGCUCAAGUUCCUAUUGAUCUCGAUGUAGAUGAAGAUGAGGAUUUGGGGGCGGAGAUGAUAAGAGGGUUGAUGUGGGAGGAAAUGGUUCAUUAUCAUCCAGAAACUGUUAACUCUGAGCUCUGAUCUUAAGUAUUAUGAAGGUAACUUUCAGAGAGAUCUUUCAACUUUUUUUUAAUAAAGUUUGGUUCAUGUUUGCUUGUAACAGUGUUGUUACUAAUAGUGUGUCGAAGAGGAGGAACAAAAAAGUUUUAAUUACGUGAUUUAUUUGUGUCAUGGAAGCUCUGUUUUGCUUUCCUGGAUAUAAACUAAAAUGUCUGUAACAUUUGUACAUAAGAGUUCUGUUUUCUUUA